Gadus chalcogrammus (walleye pollock) is the source of this 1476-nucleotide messenger RNA. RefSeq names its product tropomodulin 4 (muscle) (gene tmod4). The coding region runs from base 288 to 1310 and encodes 340 amino acids. The transcript is spliced from 10 exons. The record is from RefSeq and is a predicted model, not a curated record. Lineage: Eukaryota; Metazoa; Chordata; Actinopteri; Gadiformes; Gadidae. Gene Ontology annotation, molecular function: tropomyosin binding. Gene Ontology annotation, biological process: myofibril assembly; muscle contraction; pointed-end actin filament capping. Gene Ontology annotation, cellular component: myofibril; striated muscle thin filament.
GAGAGAGAGAGAGAGAGAGAGAGAGAGAGAGAGAGAGAGGUGAGUGGGAGGGAGCAAGGGUAAGGGGUUGUGAGGGGAGGGAAAGAGAGACACCAGCGAAGGGAGAGAGAGAAAAGAGAGAGCCUUUCUUUGGGUUUUUACUGCGGGCUCUGGCUUGCCGCGGGGCUUCAGUACUGCUGCACAGUCAAGCCUCUCCUCUUCGCUGGUGUGAGAAGCUGUGUGUGCACGUGCAAGCGUGUGUGUGAGUGUGUGUGUGUAUGCACAUGUGAGCCGGCACUACAGGAACCAUGUCGGACCCCAGGGACAUAGACGAGGAUGCCAUCCUCAAAGGCCUCAGCGCUGCAGAGCUGGAACAGCUGGAGUGUGAGCUCCAGGACCUGGACCCCGAGAAUGCCAUGCUCCCAGCGGGCUACCGGCAGCGGGACCAGACCAAGAAGACCCCCACGGGGGACUAUGACCGCGACGCACUGCAGGACUACCUGGAGAAGAGCGCCCUGGAGCACGAGGACAGGGAAGACCUGAUCCCCUUCACCGGGGAGAAGAAAGGGAAGGCGUUUGUUCCCACGGCGACCGGGCAGAUCCCCCUAAGCGAGCAGAUCACCCUGGAGCCGGAGCUGGAAGAGGCCCUGAAGAACGCCACUGAUGCUGAGAUGUGCGACAUCGCAGCUAUCCUUGGAAUGUAUACCCUGAUGAGCAACAAGCAGUACUAUGAUGCUCUGGGUUGCACGGGGAAGAUCGCCAACACGGAGGGCAUCAACAGUGUUGUAAAACAAGAUCCCUUCAAGAUCUUUCCGGAAGAGCCCCCAAACACCACCAACGUGGAGGAGACCGUGGAGAGGAUCCACAACAACGACAGUGGUCUGACGGAGGUCAACCUCAACAACAUCAAGGACAUUCCCAUCCCCACGCUGAAGGAGGUGUUUGAGGCCAUGAAGGGAAACUCUUACGUUGAGAUCCUGAGCAUCGCAGCCACACGGAGCAACGACCCCGUCGCCUUCGCAUGUGCGGAGAUGCUGCAGGAGAACACCAGUCUCCAGAGUCUUAACAUUGAGUCUAACUUCAUCACCGCAGAGGGCAUGAAGGCUGUAGUCAAGGCCAUGGCCAGCAACGCCACGCUGGUGGAGCUCAAGAUCGACAACCAGAGGCACACCCUGGGAGACUCGGUGGAGAUGGAGAUCGCCGCCAUGCUGGAGAACAACUCCAGCAUCCUGAAGUUCGGCUACCACUUCACCCAGCAGGGGCCCCGGGCCCGGGCCGCCAUGGCCGUCACCAGGAACAACGAUAUGCUUCGCCAACAGAGGCUGAGAUGAGCUUGAAGAAAGAAGUGAACACGAGAAACAAACAUCCUGUUUUCUGUUGAUCGAUUUUGCAUCCCCUCGGAGCCAACAAUUGUCUGCAAAAAAAGAACAAGGUGGAUUGCCAUCAACUCCCCUAGUGCUGGCUCUGUCAGCGUAGUGAUGGGUUUUCACAGUGGUU